GUGUAACAGUUUGCCCUUUUGGGCACCACACACAUUUGGUUAAUGAGCUCUUUCUUUACUUACUUUCUGAGUUUAUUCAUCUCUGUCUAGUUGAAUAACCCUCAUAUAUUCUAUAUGCCAAGAAGAUAUUUUAAAAAAAAGAGUGUGAUGCUUAAGGUGGGAUCUGGUGGCGAAUUUAGAGAUAAUUCUAGUUAUUUGAUUGGAUAAAAUAGUGGCGACUAACAAGUGUUGUCUUGGCUGUUCUUUUUUUUUUUUUCUCUUCUUUCAUUCUUUUUUUCUUUCGUAUAUCCUUUCAAUGUCUUCUACUGUGAACGCUGGAGAUAGAAAACCAAUCCCAGUUAAGCUUGUUUUAUUAGGUGAAUCAGCAGUUGGCAAAUCUAGUCUAGUUCAUCGCUUUGUAAACAAAGAGUAUGCCGACAACAGAGAGCCGACUAUUGGAGCUGCCUUUUUGACACAAAAAUGCCCAGUUGACGAUCGCACUAUCAAGUUUGAAAUAUGGGAUACAGCAGGACAAGAACGUUUCCACUCUUUAGCACCAAUGUACUAUAGAAAUGCACAGGCAGCUAUUGUUGUUUAUGAUAUUACAAAGACUUCAACGCUAGAAAAAGCAAAAGGUUGGAUUAAAGAACUUCAACGUCAAGCACAUUCUCAAAUUGUGAUUGCGUUGGUUGGAAAUAAGCUUGAUCUAGUCGAAGAAGAGCAACAGGAUGAUUCAGCUAGUCGACAAGUAUCAUAUGAAGAAGCAUCAGCUUAUGCAUCUGAAGCAGGGCUUUUAUUUUUUGAAACUAGUGCAAAAAAGUCAACCAACGUUGACUCUGUGUUUAUAGAAAUAGCCAAACAUAUUCCUCAUGAAUACCUAGCAAACAAUAGAAGUGGUGCAAGAGCUAAUGGUGCAGGAAAUAAUGCAAGCCUUGAUAUCUUGCGUGAUGCUAAUACAAGCAAACAAGGCUCAAGUAAUUGUGCUUGUUAAUAUCAUGAAUAUUAUUAAAAAAGAAAGAGAAAAAAAAAAGGAGAAGACUAUUUAUAUAUUAUACAAUAUAAAUAUGAUAAAAAUAUAUGUUUUCAUGAUAUCAUUUUAAUACAGAACCCUUUUUUUGGGUACUUUGUUAUAAUUGAAAUUUAAGUGUGUUUACGCAUGAAAAAGUAAUAUGAAUGAGGUUAUUUAGACGCAAAUCAAUUACAUUGUAGUGCACUACAUAUUCAAAUAUCAACCAAAUCAAACAGAUACGUUAGUCUUUUCCUUUUUCUGUGAGAACAAUGAUCAAGUAGAGUAAGUAUUUAAAA
Rhizopus microsporus ATCC 52813 is the source of this 1284-nucleotide messenger RNA. RefSeq lists its product as uncharacterized. Gene Ontology annotation, molecular function: GTPase activity; GTP binding. The record is from RefSeq and is a predicted model, not a curated record. The coding region runs from base 296 to 970 and encodes 224 amino acids. The transcript is spliced from 5 exons. Lineage: Eukaryota; Fungi; Mucoromycota; Mucoromycetes; Mucorales; Rhizopodaceae.